Glycine soja is the source of this 1058-nucleotide messenger RNA. Its product is annotated as putative expansin-A17. Gene Ontology annotation, biological process: plant-type cell wall organization. The transcript has 3 exons. The coding region runs from base 69 to 833 and encodes 254 amino acids. Lineage: Eukaryota; Viridiplantae; Streptophyta; Magnoliopsida; Fabales; Fabaceae. Gene Ontology annotation, cellular component: extracellular region. The record is from RefSeq and is a predicted model, not a curated record.
AUAGGAAUCUGCCAUCUUGGGCAACAAAUUAAGCAAUUCUUCAUUAUUCAAAGAGAGACAGAGAAAAAAUGGGAAAGUUCAUUUUGAGUGGUCUUAUAUUGUUUGUGGUGUUUUUCACUACAGAACUUGGAGUAUCAUCAGCUGUUUGGCAGCGAGCUCAUGCAACUUUCUAUGGUGGGAGUGAUGCCUCAGGAACAAUGGGAGGUGCAUGUGGCUAUGGAAAUCUCUACACAGAUGGUUAUGGUAUAAAAACAGCUGCCCUGAGCACUGUUUUGUUCAAUGAUGGAAAAUCAUGUGGUGGUUGCUAUAGGAUAGUUUGUGACGCAAGGCAAGUGCCCCAAUGGUGCCUCAGGGGCACUUCCAUCGUUGUUACUGCCACAAAUUUCUGCCCACCAAACCUCGCACUCCCUAAUGACAAUGGUGGCUGGUGUAAUCCUCCUAGACCACACUUUGACAUGUCUCAACCUGCCUUUCAGACAAUAGCCAAGUACAAAGCUGGCAUUGUACCAAUUUUGUACAGGAAAGUUGGGUGCAAAAGAAGUGGAGGCAUCAGAUUUACCAUCAAUGGGAGAGACUAUUUCGAAUUGGUGCUUAUAAGCAACAUAGGUGGAGCUGGAGAGAUUUCCCGAGUUUGGGUUAAAGGGUCCAGAAUGAAUAAUUGGGAAUCCAUGACGAGGAAUUGGGGUGCUAACUGGCAAAGCUUGAGAUAUCUGAAUGGUCAGAGUUUGUCUUUCAGAAUUCAACUCCGCAAUGGGAAGACUCGCACGGCAAAUAAUGUAGCACCGUCCAAUUGGAGAUUCGGCCAAUCUUUCACCAGCAAUGUCCAGUUCUGAGAACCGAAGAAGAAUUAAUGCAUCUAUCAAUCUUAAUUUGACUAUUCUUGUAUUCCAUACGUCCUUUAAUACUACUACAGUAUAUUCCUUGUGGUUCUGGCUCGGCAAUUAAUAAUUUGUCAUGAAGCCCACCACCUUUGGUAUACUAGUAUUUUAUAACAUAAGCCAAUCAGAUUGAAAUAUUCGUAGCUUACAUUACUACUUUUCAUUUAUAUAUUAAAUACA